Messenger RNA from Tarenaya hassleriana, 711 nucleotides. RefSeq names its product indole-3-acetic acid-induced protein ARG7-like. Gene Ontology annotation, biological process: response to auxin. Bases 337 to 711 code for a protein of 124 amino acids. The record is from RefSeq and is a predicted model, not a curated record. The transcript has a single exon. Lineage: Eukaryota; Viridiplantae; Streptophyta; Magnoliopsida; Brassicales; Cleomaceae.
GCAAAAAAAAAAAGUAUUCUUUUUUAUUGCACUUGUAAUCAUGCAGGUGCAUGUUCGUACAGUUUCGUAUCAAGAUGCAACUCUAUGUGGAAAAUAACAGAACCGCACGGGUGAGCAAAAGAAACUUAAUUUGUUCAUAUAUAUUCAUUUAAAAAUGCCCAUCUCAGCCCCUUCGGCCAUAACUCAUCUCCAAACAUUUAAUGAUCUCUACGGAACUUGAAUAUUCAUGUAUUUCCGAGCCUAUAUAUACACUUGUCCUGCACUAUUUGUACUUCCAUCCACAGAUAUCUUAUUCUUUCAUUGCAAAACUAUUCUUAACCUUCCUCCGACUCAAAAAUGAAGACCAAGUUUAUAAAAGCAUGCGAAAACAAGUUGAAAAUGAUGAAGGGCAAAGUCGUGAUACCUUGUACGUCCUGCGAGAGUUGCUGCGAGAGGAUGUGUUGGCCAUUCAAGAAGGAAACCGAGAUGAUACCGAAGGACGUGCCAAAGGGUCAUUUGGUUGUGUAUGUGGGCGAGAAUUACAAGAGGUUCGUGAUAAAGAUCAGCUUGCUUAAACACCCGCUCUUUGUGGCAUUGCUGGAUCAAGCUCAGGAUGUUUACAACUUCACUACCAACUCCAAACUAUGGAUUCCAUGUGAUGAAAACACAUUCCUCGACGUUGUCCGUUGCGCUGGUGCUCCUCAGCAUCAGAGGAUCUGCAUGUGCCUGUAG